GAUUCCCAAGCUGAGGGUUCAUGGACGCUUCAUUCGGACCUAAUCAGUUAGGAACAAAUGAAGCGCUUAUUAAUAAUUCUACCCUUUCUCAAACUUCCUUUUCUUUGUCCAAAUCCAUAAAUGACAUAAACAGACAUAAUCAAUCUAUAAAACGUAUAUUAAAACCUGCAAAUAUUUACAAAAAACAUGAUCUUGUACCUACUCAAUAUAUAAAACAUAAUAAUGAAACAAAUCUUAAUGAGUGCACUAUACAAAGUUCUAUAAUUACCCAAGAAAACAAUGUUAUAACACCUACAAGUCCAGUAAUUACAUCCACACUUCAAUCCAUCAAUCCCAAUGUAUCUAUAAAAGAUAAAUGUCUAAAUACAAACAGUAACGACUGUCAUCUACUACAAAAUCACAUGGAUAUUAAUAGAGGUACUAAUUCCUACUCUGUGCGAUCAGUAUCAUCACCACAAUUAACAAUUAAACCUGUCAUACGAUCAAAAGUCUACAGAAAAACAUCUUUAAAAUCAAUGAAUUUAUCAAAUGCUAUGCUAGAUCACAGUGUACUCAAUCAUCGUAAAAGUAAUGUUUUGACAUCAGAGAGUCGUAUAAUUAAUAUUUCUAAUUGUUCCAUCACCUCCACAGAUAAACAGGUACCUUUUUCGUGUCUUUCGGGAAUGGCUCAAGGAAAUAACUCGAAUGAUAGAAAAAAUAAAUGGAAUAUGGGAGAGGUACAUAUUACUUGUAAUCCACUUUCAACACCGUAUCCGUAUUCCACGCCUCACCAUAACAUUAUGAGCGAAACUGUAACAGAACCACUAGAUGAUGAACCAAAAAGUCGAAGCUGCGGAAAUUUUUUACCAAUCUUAUCGUUGAUACCACAAACAGUCAUCAGCUUUCAAUACUUAAGCCCGAAAAUGAAAUUUUCGUGGUGGAGAAACAAAAUUUCGUGAAGUGAGUUCCCAAUCUUCAUCAAUUAGAGGUAUCCUGUCAUCGUUACACUUAUAUGUCAGUCAGUCUAUACCUCUUUCUUACUAUAAAUAGGAUCAUACUGAAAGACCGCAUGCAGAUAAAUUUUAAAAACAUAAGUAGUUCCUUCACUCUAUGGAAACGUUUUGCACAAUGUACAACGAAAAUUUAAAUUCUUUGAAGAUGUCUAUAUUGUACAUUACGAUUCUAUUGAAUUUUCUAAUCUAGAAGUCGGCAACCUUCCAUUAAAAAAAGCACCCGGAAUGGCAGAUUUAAGAUAAAGAGUACCGUACUUUAAUUUCAUUAAUAAUAAAUUAUUACGUUACAUUAACUGUCGACUUCUGUUAUACUUAAUUACAAAUUUGUAGACUCCUCGACGCUUUAAUAUUUUGUAUAUUAAGGAUAUUUAAAAAUACUUCGCGGGCAUCCACUGUCCACGAAUCCAACGUUGCCGACCUCUGCUCUAUUCCAUGAAGUUUUUCUUACAAUUUAUUAAUUUAUAGGUAGAAUGAAACAACUAUCCUUAUUCCACGUAAAAAAUUCUCUUAUAAUGUCGUCUACUUAUAGCAAUA
Eufriesea mexicana is the source of this 1526-nucleotide messenger RNA. RefSeq lists its product as uncharacterized. The transcript is spliced from 2 exons. Bases 21 to 938 code for a protein of 305 amino acids. The record is from RefSeq and is a predicted model, not a curated record. Lineage: Eukaryota; Metazoa; Arthropoda; Insecta; Hymenoptera; Apidae.